AUGGCUGCUACCUCAGCUUUGACGUCGCUCGAGGCCGAUGACAAGAUCACUGCCGCCCAUGGCAGACCGCCCUCGGUGGCUAGGACGUCGACCAACUCGGCCGAGCUCGACGAUGAUUAUGAUCUGUACAGGCGAAGCGACGAGCAGGAACUGGAUCCCGCCGACUCCAAGCGGGUGGUGCGCAAGCUCGACGUGCGCAUCGUUCCCAUCCUCUUCCUGAUCUACCUGCUGCAAUAUCUGGACAAGAAUGGCAUCAACUAUGCCAGUGUGUACGGGCUCCAGAAAGGCACUCACCUACACGGACAGAACUACUCAUGGCUCGGAUCGAUCUUCUAUUUUGGUUAUCUCUGGGCUCAAUAUCCGGCCGGGUAUUUGCUGCAGCGCCUGCGUAUUGGCAAGGUGAUCGGGGCCACCACAGUAUGUUGGGGCGUGAUCCUAAUCACCACCCCGGCGUGCAGUUCGUUCGCCGGAAUCGCCGUCAACCGUUUCCUGCUCGGUUCGUUUGAGGCGGUCGUCAACCCGGGCUUCAUCCUGAUCAUGUCGAUCUGGUACACGGCGGCGGAGCAGCCGCUGAGACUGGAAGCUUACUACUGCACCAAUGGCAUUGCAACUAUGUUUGGCGGCCUGAUCGGGUAUGCUGUCGGACACAUCAAGACAGGGCUGCCACGGUGGAUGUACGUGUUCCUGAUAUUCGGCAGCAUCAGUAUAGCGUUGGGGAUUGCGGCCAUGAUCAUGCUGCCGGACCUGCCGUCGACGGCCAAGUUUCUGACGGAUGGGGAGAAGCUGGUGGCGGCCAAGCGGGUGUCGGCGAACCGGCAGGGGAUCAAGAACCGGCACUUCAAGAAGUACCAGGUGUGGCAGACGAUGCGCGACCCGAAGACGUGGAUUCUGUUCGUCAUGGCCACGGGCGCCCAGGUGCCCAACUCGGCCAUCACGCAGUUCACCAGCUUGGUGAUCAAGUCGUUCAACGUCCACACGCUGGGCACCCAAUACCUGCAGAUCCCUGGCGGGGCGGUGCAGUUUGUGGCGCUGCUGGCGGGCGGCGUGGUGUGUUCGCGCUGGCCGAAUCUGCGCUGCAUCACCAUGAUCGUGGCCAACACCAUCUGCAUCGUCGGCUCUGCUCUGCUGGUCGGCCUGCCCACCAGCAACAAAUGGGGCCGGCUGGUCGGCCUGUGGCUGUGCUAUUUCCAGGGCCUGGGCUUCAGCAUGAGUCUGACCAUGGUCAGCUCCAACAUUGCCGGCUACACCAAGAAGCAGCUGACCGCUGCCAUCUUGUUCACCGGCUACUGCGUCGGCAACAUCAUCGGCCCGCAGACGUUCAAGGACAGCGAGGCUCCGCGUUACCACUCGGCCUACAUUGCCAUGUUGGUCGGUUACGUCGUCAAGUUGGUCGCCGUCGUCGUCCUCUACAUCUACAUGUUCCUGGAGAACAAGAGGCGGGACCGCGACGCCGCCGCCGUUGGCGUCCUGACCGCCCACGAGGAAAAGGAGGCCAUCGAGCACGGCAUGCAUGAUGUCACUGAACUAGAUAACAAGGGCUUCCGCUACACGCUGUGA
Molecule: messenger RNA, 1557 nt
Organism: Capronia epimyces CBS 606.96
Lineage: Eukaryota; Fungi; Ascomycota; Eurotiomycetes; Chaetothyriales; Herpotrichiellaceae
Exons: 3
Coding region: 1-1557 (518 amino acids)
Biological process (GO): allantoate transport; transmembrane transport; tripeptide transport
Cellular component (GO): plasma membrane
Molecular function (GO): allantoate transmembrane transporter activity; dipeptide transmembrane transporter activity
Source: RefSeq, a predicted model, not a curated record